This is a messenger RNA of Physcomitrium patens, 3199 nucleotides long. RefSeq names its product putative metal-nicotianamine transporter YSL6. Gene Ontology annotation, molecular function: oligopeptide transmembrane transporter activity. The record is from RefSeq and is a predicted model, not a curated record. NCBI's taxonomy places the organism in Eukaryota, Viridiplantae, Streptophyta, Bryopsida, Funariales, Funariaceae. Gene Ontology annotation, cellular component: membrane.
UGUGGUCGAUGAGUAUUUUAGUAACCUCACCUUACGGAUGAUGAUAGAAUCUAUGCACAUGGCGAUGUCAAGCUUGUGCUUCUCGUGGCUUUCGCGAGGGGAUUUCUAGUCACAAAAAAAGAACUCGUUACUGUUCGUCUCUUAGCAGUGAGAACCAUCGUCUGUGUUUCGGUCCAACUUCAUUCUAUUACUGGUUUCUCAGCUUUUGACAGCGUGCACCAACGUAGUUUUUGUCCUUGUACUUCGAUCUAAAUGACAUUGUGCUGUUGUGCGAAUGACGUCUAUGCUCCCACGUUUCUGGGGCUCUAACAUAUAACUAUAUUUAGGGUAUUGGAGCUGAGUGGGAGAGGACACAGGAACCUAUAAAACACUGUUCGCUUGCUUCGCGUGCUCAGCUUGUGGGUCCCAUUUUUUUGGAUUAUUUAUUCAAAUCGCCUUGAACUUCAAUGGGGCUUCUCUUUCACAAGUGAGAACUUUACAGCGCGCAUCACGCUGCACGAGCAGAUUCAUAGCCCGACGAGUGUAGCCGAGUCCGUGUAAUCUAACCAAGGCUCUAGAGUCUUUUAGUCUUUUAGAAGUCGUCAAGAAUCUCGUCUAGCUUGGAGCACCGCGUGCUAUCUUGUCCAUGGAGAGUAUUUGUGGAGAUAGUUGUAGAGAACGAAGCUGGUUUCUAAAAUUUAGUUGUAGUUUAACCGGCCGGUUGUGUGUUUUCACUGUUGCCGCUGUGUUCAAGAGGCACUGAUAGCUAUGGAGUAAUUUAAUUAAGGGAACUUCCUCAGUGUUUUGGCUAAGCUACAGUUCUUGCCGGAGCAGAAAGUUAUAGUCGGUUCUCAACUUCGAAUGCUACCAUGGGACGGGACAAUGGAAAAGAAGCGGGGCCGGUUCGCCGCUCAUACCAUGGAGCUCAGAAUGGCAGUGACGCCAUGGACACCACCAUUGGAGGGAACGAAAUGCCAGGCAAUGAUUUCAAAGUUUCAGACAUGGCGGUCCCAAAGAGCCACGGCGUUUACAACGUAAACGAUGAUCAUGUGGGCUUGGAGGAUGCCUUCAUGUUGGUCGACAUCCCACGAUGGCAAGAUCAGCUCACACCGAGAGGAUUAUUUGUGUCAUUCGUGUUGGGCACACUCUUCUGCAUCAUCACACACAAGCUUAACUUAACGGUGGGAGUCAUACCAUCGCUCAACAUCUCGGCGGGACUGCUAGGGUUUUUCUUCAUCAGGUUAUGGGCCUUAGUGUCGUCGAAGUUGGGAUUCUUCACCACGCCUUUUACACGCCAGGAGAACACUGUUAUCCAGACGUGCGUCGUUGCGUGCUAUGGUCUGGCUUUCAGCGGCGGGUUCGGUUCGUACAUUCUGGGUAUGAGUCAGAAGACGCACGAUCAGGUGAACACUGCAGCACCAGGGGACAUUCCCGGCAACGAGGGUGUGAAGAAUCCGGGACUUGGUUGGAUGUUUGCGUUUAUUGUUGUCGUCAGUUUCGUUGGAAUCUUUUCCAUCGUAAUACUUCGAAAGGUUAUGAUCAUUGAUUACCGACUAACCUACCCAAGUGGUACGGCAACGGGUAUUUUAAUCAACAGCUUCCACACCCCAGGAGGGGUAGAGGUCGCCAAGAAGCAAGUGAGAUGUUUAGGCAAGUGUUUCACCGUGAGCUUCCUCUGGGGUUUCUUCAAGUGGUUUUUUAGCGGCAUCGGUAACAGCUGUGGAUUCGACAACUUCCCAACCCUGGGCUUUAAGGCUUACCAUAACAAGAUGUACUUCGAUUUCAGCAUGACCUACAUAGGAGCGGGUAUCAUAAGUCCUCACAUUGUGAAUGUAUCUGUGCUCCUUGGGGCGGUAGUUGCAUGGGGCUUGAUGUGGCCUCUGAUCUCAAAUCACGAAGGCGAUUGGUACCCCACAGGCCUUAAAGAAACCGACUUCAGAGGUCUAUAUUCUUACAAGGUCUUUAUUGCUAUUGCCGUCAUCCUAGGUGACGGUUUGUACAACUUCCUCAAAAUCAUUUUCAAAUCGGCCCGCCAAUUAUACGUUCAUUACAAAACCAACAAUCAACUGCCGGUGACAGCUCCUGCGAAACUGGACGCAAUGGAUCGAGACCACGCGCGCCGCACCGAGAUCUUCAUGAAGGAAGGAAUCCCACAAUGGGUGGCGCUCCUCGGCUACAUCUUCUUAGCUAUUGUGUCAACCAUCUCCAUGCCCCACCUCUUCUCCCCCGUGAAAUGGUACUACGUCCUCAUCUGCUACAGUUUAGCCCCGAUCCUUGCAUUUUGCAACGCAUACGGCACUGGGCUUACAGACUGGAACCUUUCUUCAUCAUACGGAAAGCUUGCGCUCUUCGUCUUCGGCGCCUGGGCCGGUACAGACGGUGGUGUGCUUGUAGGCCUUGCCCUUUGUGGGGUGAUGAUGUCCAUUGUCUCUGUAGCUGCAGACCUAAUCCAGGAUUUCAAGACUGGUUACUUGACACUCUCCUCCCCGAGGUCCAUGUUCGUCAGCCAGUUGGUCGGGACCCUAAUGGGCUGCGUCCUGGCGCCCUCCACCUUUUGGCUCUUCUACAAGGCCUACUCGAUCGGCGACCCGGACGGUGUCUACAAGGCGCCCUACGCUGUUGUGUACAGGUCGAUGGCCUUGAUCGGCGUGGAGGGCUUCAGCGCCCUCCCGUCGCAUUGCUUAGAGAUUUGCUAUUGUUUGUUUGUUGCAGCAGUGCUGAUCAACUUGCUCCGUGACUUCCUUCCGAGGAGAAUCGGCCAAUUCGUUCCGAUCCCCAUGGCUAUGGCAAUUCCAUUCUACAUCGGGGGCUACUUCGCCAUUGAUAUGUUCAUCGGGUCGGUUAUCCGAUUUGUGUAUGAGAAGGUGAACAAGGCCAAGGCGGAUAUCAUUACGCCGGCCAUCGCAGCUGGGCUGAUUUGCGGCGAUGGCGUGUGGACCAUUCCGUCAUCUAUUUUGGCACUGACGAAGGUCAAUCCUCCAAUUUGUAUGUAUUUCUAUAGUUCUAGCAAUCCGCUGGCUGGAACUUCAUACUAGAUAAUCACAAAUGCCGAUAACCUUUGUAGUUUUAGUCCAGUCUUAACAGGUCCUUGAACAAUCGGGCCAGGGAGGGUCAGUCGCAUCGCUGUGAAUAUGAACAGCAAUAACCUAGAGAUUUAGAAAGUAACAGUUUGUACAGUGGAAGUGGACUUAAUGAAGUAUUUUGCGAAACGUUUACACUA